Molecule: messenger RNA, 3839 nt
Organism: Amphiprion ocellaris (clown anemonefish)
Lineage: Eukaryota; Metazoa; Chordata; Actinopteri; Pomacentridae
Gene: dgkaa
Product: diacylglycerol kinase, alpha a
Exons: 26
Coding region: 344-2653 (769 amino acids)
Biological process (GO): diacylglycerol metabolic process; intracellular signal transduction; lipid phosphorylation
Cellular component (GO): plasma membrane
Molecular function (GO): ATP-dependent diacylglycerol kinase activity; calcium ion binding
Source: RefSeq, a predicted model, not a curated record
UGUUGGUGAGCAGAGAGGGCGCUGAGCAGCUGAGGCGGUGCUUGACAGGAGGGAUCCAUUCCUCACUCAGUCUCUGCUCGGCACUAGUUCACCGCUUCCACUCCGCCGACCUGCUGCCGACAUUUAAAGUUAACGGCCACUUCGCUUCCCGUCUGACAGCAGGAUUUCGGACCGGCUGUUCUGCUGCACCGCGACGGUUCCCCACGGACAAAGAGCCGAGAGCCAACUGAGAGACCUGGCCCACCUGAUCGUCUACAUAAACAGAACUGCUAGGCAACACUGCUGACCUUUUGAGGGAAUUAAGUGAGGACAGUGUGAACCUUUCAGCGUCCAAAGAGAGCAAAUGGAUCCAAAUGACAUGCAGGCAGUUAGUGCAGAAGCAGGCACCAUGUCCACCCCCACAAACCCAGAGGUGAAGGAACUGAACCCUGUCGACUUUAUCCAGCUACAACAGUACAUUGAAUACUGCAGCCUGAAGGUGAAAGACGUACUGACGGAAUUUGAUGCAGAUGGCAGUCUGGCCCGGCACAGACAUGGAGAGUGCAUCAAUGAAGAAGGCUUUCGUCUAUUCCUGAAGACAUAUUUAGAAGAGGAGGACUUCCCUGUGGAUCUCUGCCAGCGACUCUUCCGCUCCUUCCAAAACUCUGAACCCACCCAGGAAGACAGUACCAAGGAGGUCUUCCUGAAGGAUGUUUCAUGUUACUUCUCUCUCCUGGAGGAUGGCCAGCCCCGGGACAAGUUAGAGUUUGCUUUCAGGCUCUACGACAGAGAUGGCAACGGAGUCCUUGACAGCUCUGAAGUGGAUCGAAUUAUUGCUCAGAUGAUGCAUGCUGCAGAAUAUCUUGACUGGGAUGUGUCAGAGCUCAAGCCUGUUCUGAAGGACAUGAUGACAGCAAUUGAUGCUGACAGCAGCGGUACAGUGUCUCUGGAAGAGUGGGUCGAGGGAGGCAUGAACAACGUUCCCUUGCUGGUCUUGCUGGGUCUAAAGAUGACUCAGAAGGACGGGCAGCACCUUUGGCGGAUGAAACACUUUAACAAGCCUGUUUACUGCAACGUGUGUCAGAGCAUGCUGCUGGGUUUGAGGAAGCAGGGCCUGUGCUGCACCUGCUGCAAAUACACAGUCCAUGGACGCUGUGCUAACAGGAACCCGGCCCCUUGCACCAGGACAUAUGUGAAGUCAAAGAAAGAAACAGGGGUUCCAGCUCAUGACUGGGUGAGUGGGAACUGUGACUCUAGGAAGUGUGACAAAUGCCAGAAGAAGAUCAAGAGCUUCCAAGGCUUAACAGGGAAACACUGUGUGUGGUGCCACACUAUGCGUCAUGAUGAAUGUGCAAAUCAAGAGCCAACAGAAUGUACCUGUGGGCCGCUCAGAGACCAUAUCCUGCCUCCGUGGGCAAUAUAUCCUGUUAUAAAGAUACGUCUUGGACAAGACGCUGAACCUGAAGUUGCUCUCAGUGGCAGACAAGCAGCUUCGCCAUCACUGGAGAGACCAAAUAAUGUAAAAAAUGGGUGCUCAGCAGAUGACAGUGAGCUCAAUACUACUCCUGAUGGACAAGUGCUUCAGAUUGCCCCUGUGCCAAACACCCAUCCUCUUCUAGUGUUUGUCAACCCUAAAAGUGGAGGCAAGCAGGGAGAAAGAGUCCUGCGUAAAUUUCAGUAUUUACUGAAUCCACGGCAGGUGUACAACCUUUCAAAUGGUGGCCCUGGACCAGGAUUGAGUUUCUUCAGAAAUCUGCAGGACUACAGAAUCUUGGUGUGUGGUGGAGACGGCACAGUUGGAUGGAUUCUAGAUGCAAUAGACAAAGCCAGUCUGUUGGUACGGCCACCUGUUGCUGUGCUUCCUCUGGGCACCGGAAAUGACCUUGCACGAUGUCUGCGUUGGGGAGGAGGAUAUGAUGGUGAAGAUCUGAGUCGUAUUCUUAAAGACAUUGAGGGCAGCUCUCAGGUGCUGAUGGACCGCUGGAGUGUGCAGGUUAUCACAGAUGAGAAUCAGGAGAAAGGUGACCCAGUGCCAUAUGAAAUCAUCAACAACUACUUCUCUAUUGGAGUUGAUGCCUCCAUUGCCCACCGGUUUCACACAAUGAGAGAGAAACAUCCACAGAAAUUCAACAGCAGAAUGAAGAACAAGCUGUGGUAUUUCGAAUUUGCCACUUCAGAAACCAUCUCUGCUUCCUGCAAGAAACUGAGCGAAAGCUUAACGAUCGAGUGCUGUGGUACCGCACUUGAUCUCAGUGCCGUGUCGCUUGAGGGAGUUGCUGUCCUGAACAUUCCCAGCAUGCACGGUGGCUCCAACCUGUGGGGUGAGACCAAAAAAGUGGACACUAAGGGACUGACGAGCCAGGAAGAGCCUGAGGUUAUCGUCAACCCAGAAAUCCUGAAAGUGACUUCCCAAGAUCUCAGUGACCGUCGAUUAGAGGUUGUCGGCCUUGAAGGAGCCAUGGAGAUGGGACAGAUUUACACAGGCCUCAAGAGCGCCGUGCGGCUCGCUAAAACUUCACAAAUCACAAUAAGGACAAAGAAGGCAUUACCAAUGCAGAUAGAUGGAGAGCCGUGGAUGCAGCCUCCCUGCACGAUUCACAUCACACACAAGAAUCAAGCCAGUAUGUUGAUGGCUCCUCAGGCCAAAUCAUCUGGUUUUUUCAACUACAAAUAAAACCGACUGACAAUGCACGUCUUUGCUGUAUAUAGAGGACUGACACUUUUUUUUAAAUAUAUAAAAUCAAUUUGAAUGUUGUAUAAUAAUCACAUUGUAACAGUUGAAGUAAGCGUAACUGUCUCUGCAUCACUGUAACACAUAACCGAAGCAUGGCAUGAUACCAAUACAAACUUUAUGGUAGGAUAUAUUUGCAUUGUGGCAAAAUGAUUUUGACCAAACUUUCCUUAGUGUUUUUAUCAAUACUCAACACUCUCGCUAUGUCAGUGCUUCUUAGUGGAAAUGCAGCUCUGUAGGAACUUAAAGUAAGGUUAAAAUAAAGUUAAUAUCAUUCUAACAGAAGAAUAUUCAGCUUAAUGUGCCUUUACAAUCUGUUUUCUAUGGUUAUGGCUUAGGUAGAAGACAUACAGAGCACCGUGUAAACAUGCACUUUGAGCAUAGACCAUGUAGUAUUGCUGUUUUUUUUUGUUUUUUUUGUGGCUGUGAAGAUGCUCUGAAAGCCAGAUGUAUAUGUUUAUGUGAAUUUAGAACCGAAAGUGAAGGAAAAACAAGACUACAUUUCAGACAGAAGUUAUGUUUCUUUUUCCAUUCGUUUCAGAAGAUACUUGAAAGUGUUUUGGGGAACAGUUAAGGGACAAUUAUUGCCAUUAGGGCUGCAGCUGUCGGCCUGCUGUUUCUGUGUGUGUGUGUGUGUGUGUGUGUGUGUGUGUGUGUGUGUGUGUGUGUGUGUGUGUGUGCGGGUGCAUGAGUGUGUGUGUGUGUGUGUGUGUGUGUGUGUGUGUGUGUGUGUGUGUGUGUGUGUGUGUGUGUGUGUGUGUGCGGAUGCAUGAGUGUGUGUGUAGGUGUGUGUGUGUGUGUGUGUAGGUGUGUGUGUGUGUGUGUGUGUGUGUGUGUGUGUGCGGGUGCAUGAGUGUGUGUGUGUGUGUGUGUGUGUGUGUGUGUGUGUGUGUGUGUGUGUGUGUGUGUGUUUGGGCAGAAGACAUAUUUGCUGAGAGCAGAAGGCUGAGAUAUGUUCACUUCUGACCUUUAAUUUGCUAAUUUGUGAUGAGUUGGAUUUGAGACAAGUUUAAAUGUAUGUAGUCUUUAUUUAAAUGCUCUAUCAGUCAUAUCAUUUCAAUAUACCUGGAGGAUGUUAAUGUAAUAUGUCUGAAAUUACUCACGAUUUUAAUAAAUCACCUGGGCUUCA